AUGGAUGUUGCUAUGGAUGUUUUUGGCCCAUUCGAAACAACUCACGCGUUGGGUGGCCUGAAUAAUGAUGUAAACCAGGCUUGUCUGAGUCCUACAGCUGAAGACUGGAAGAACUCACCAGUAUUGAUCCAAAGUCUCUAUGAUCUCCUUUUCAAGGGGACUCGCGACGUUCAUGCUUUUCAUCUAUGGUUAUACAUGCUAGAUGAAAAUCUCACGCCAAACGCAAGAGACUUGACAAUUGACUACGGAACAAUCGAAUGCAUAAACAACGACUUUGGCCUUACUCGCGUAUCCAUUCGUUCAAACGAAGACUCAGCAUUAAAUCGAAAAACUCAAAUACACGUCCUCGCGUUUACCUCCUAUUCCAAUGAUUACUCGAGCAAAGUUCCAUGGGAUAUCUUUCUCAAGGAGUUGGAACAUCUGCAUAUUACAAUGCACAGAAACGGGGAAAUUGAUGGGGACUACGACUGUUUCCUGGCGUAUAAACAGCUCGCUCGACUCUAUACUUUACAUGGACAAGAACAGCCCAAUACCAGACAAUGCUGGGUUCCAUUUAGCGAUGACGCAAUGCGGCGAUAUAGCAUCCAACCUCUUUUGAAAGACCCGCAUGACGAAGGACCUGUGUUUGAAUUCAAAACUCAUUACACAUUGAUCACGCGCCUGUUGAGAGCUUUUGCUGGCAAUGUCAAUAUUCCAUAUGUGUGCGUUUCCCCUAGGUCAUAG
Talaromyces proteolyticus is the source of this 723-nucleotide messenger RNA. RefSeq lists its product as uncharacterized. The transcript is spliced from 2 exons. NCBI's taxonomy places the organism in Eukaryota, Fungi, Ascomycota, Eurotiomycetes, Eurotiales, Trichocomaceae. The record is from RefSeq and is a predicted model, not a curated record. The coding region runs from base 1 to 723 and encodes 240 amino acids.